AUGAGAAAAUGCCCCCCUCUCUGUCUCUCUCUCUCUCUCUCUCUCUCUCUCUCUCUCGCGACGGGCUCCCCGUAUCCUUCUCGUGACAUGAAGCAGCAAAAAGAUCACCAAGCGGCCGCGGUCCCUCCUAGCAACCGCAACUGGCGUACAGAUACAUGUAAAGAACUACUCCUGUACUGUACUCAGCCACGUCGACAUAGUUUGAAGCCCUGCAUCUCGCAACACUACAUACCUAUCAUGCUUCUCUCACGUUACGUCUUCUCCUUGGCCGCUUUCGGCCUGGGUCUCGUCACGGCGGAGUUGCUUGACCCUGCCCUCCCAUGCGCCAGCGAUGAUUUCUGCCUACAGCCGUGCAAAGACAGUGUCUACAAAGACUUCGAAAACGAUAUCACGGCCACGUGCAAACAAACUUCAAACGGGCCAUUUUGCGACUGCACAGUCUCUUCGGAUGACAAUUGCAAGAAAGUCUGCGUGGCAGUCUACGCAGAGAAUUAUCCAGAAGCUGUGGUUAAGGAUGGAUACCAAGAUAAUGGCCGCACGGGGGGAUGCUGCUGCACCGCAGAUUGCUCAGGGGUGAAGGAUCCGGAAAAGCGGAAGGAAUGCGGCGGGGACGAGGCAGAUGAACCACAGUGCUGGUUGCAAGGCCGCUCUGAGCCCUGCUGGCUGGCUACAGAGAGGUGCAUGAGCAAGGUCUCUUCGACACAGGACGCCGACGUGGAGCACCAGUAUCCGGUGCAGUCGAAGAGUAUGGUUCCAGGCUGAAGGGCGGGAUGAAUGCAUUGUGGCAGUCGGGGUUCGCGAGAAGAAGAUGCAGAGCGAAGUCUUGGUCUUAGUCUUGAUCAAUCAUUUUCAACAACUUCGUGCGUCUGCAUCUAUGACCUUCGCCCCUUGUUGUCGCUGCUCGCCGUCUUUACUCCAAGUGUUACGACUCGACCCAUAAAUUUCUCGGAAUACGAUAAGAUACAAGACGCUAGUAUGACGUGCGUGCGAUUGCUCGUAGUCAGGUUUCUUUUUUAUCUUUUUCUUCAUGUUUCUUUUUUUUUCCUUUCCUUUUUUUCCUUUCGGAAUCUUAGUUGAACUUCUGUAGAUCUGGCUAGCCCUGCGCUCGGGACCGCGUAGACCAUGACUUUAUCGCGCAGAGAGAAAAAGAGGUUGCCGGUAAGAUUCUUUUCGUUUUUGCUUCCUGUCCUUGGAGAAACUCGAACAAUGAAAUUUCCCGGCCAUUUGAGAUGAUUUACCCAUCGACCUGAGUCGAUAUUGCGUGGCGCGCCAAUUCAUUCAAUUCAAUCAGCAGCUCCAUACUGCCUCCUGUACUCCUCCAUCUUCUUCACCUCCUCUCCCAUACCCAACUUCUCCGCUCCAGCAAUAAUAUCUUCCAAUGUCAGCACCGCCAAAACCGGCACGCCAGUCUCCCUCCUCACCUCCCCAAUCGCACUACUCUUACUCUCACUUCCAUCAUCACCACCAGCAACAACGCUCUUCCCUUCCCUCUCCGCCGCACUCGGCGUCCUCUCCUGCCGAUCCACCGCAACCACAAUCCCCACCAACUCGCCCCCUUGCGCCUUGAUAAUUUCAAUGGCCUCUCUUAUCGCCGUGCCCGCCGUAAUAACAUCAUCAAUAAUAAUCACUUUCUUCCCCUUCAGCGCCUCCCCAACAAUCAUGCCACCCUCACCAUGAUCCUUUGCCUCUUUCCGAUUGAAUGCGUACCCUUUCCCAUCCCACCGCUCUGCAUCCAAAUGACUCAAUUCGUUCCCCGUGAUGCCCGCGAUGGGAAUCCCUUUGUAUGCAGGACCGAAGAUGAUGUCGAAGUCGAAAGUGUCCGGGUGGGCGAGGGCGUGGGCGUGGAUGGUGCGGGCGUAUGCGUUGUUGAAGGCGCGGCUGAGGCCGAAUUUGGAGAAGAGGCCGCAGUUGAUGAAGUAAGGACUCGUGCGGCCGGAUUUGAGCUUGAAGGAACCGAAUUUGAGAAUGUCGGCGUGGAGGGCCUUUUCGAUGAGUUCGGUUUUCC
Molecule: messenger RNA, 2005 nt
Organism: Sphaerulina musiva SO2202
Lineage: Eukaryota; Fungi; Ascomycota; Dothideomycetes; Mycosphaerellales; Mycosphaerellaceae
Exons: 5
Coding region: 1-762 (253 amino acids)
Source: RefSeq, a predicted model, not a curated record